Molecule: messenger RNA, 2964 nt
Organism: Tinamus guttatus (white-throated tinamou)
Lineage: Eukaryota; Metazoa; Chordata; Aves; Tinamiformes; Tinamidae
Source: RefSeq, a predicted model, not a curated record
AUGAUGGUGAAGGUUUCAUUUGACUUGAACAACAUUCAGAUCAAAUAUGUUGAUGAGGAUAAUGAUGAGGUCUCUGUGAAUAGCAAAGAGGAAUAUGAAGAAGCUCUGAAGAUUGCAGUUAAACAAGGAAAUCAACUCCAGAUGAAUGUGUACGAAGGAAACCUUUCUCCCGAAGGAACCUCAUAUUCUUGUCCUUUGCAACCGCAUGGAAAUGCUGUAUCAGAAGCAUUUCUUAAAGACAGGAGGAAAUCUCUCCCGCACAAUUCCAUGAUAGCUCCAGGCUUAGAGGAGGAGACAAAAAAUGAAAAGAAGGUGACAAAUCAGCAAAAGUUGAAUCGCAAUAGAAAAGGAAGAAAAAAUGAAAAUCCUCCAGAAUGGUUUACUAGCUACUUGGAAACUUUCAGGGAACAGGUAGUUAAGGAAACUGUUGAGAAACUUGAGCAGAAGCUAUAUGAGAAGCUUCUUUGUCACAGUCAACCUCCGGAUGAUUCUGAGAGCGCCGCUACAGCAGCAUCUCCUGCAUCAGAGCCCCAGCCAGGGAAUGACGGCCAGUGUGACUGGCUGAUCUCCUGCUGCAACUGCCAGGCGCGAAUCGUGGGAGUCCGCUAUCAGUGCAGCCUUUGUCCAGCUUACAGCAUCUGCGAACAGUGUGAAGCCGGAACAUAUGCUCACGAUCCCAAUCAUGUUUUGUUAAAACUUCGAAGACCUGUACUGUGUAUUGCUGAGAACUGCAGCCUUGCACAGGUUUCACCUCGCCUCCCUGCUACUCUUGAGCAAGUUAGGCUUCAGAAGCAGAUGGACAAAAGAUUUCUGAAGGCAGAAAAGCAAAGAUUACGAGCAGAGAAGAAACAACGAAAGGCAGAGGUUCGAGAGCUCAAAAAGCAGCUCAAAUUGCACAGGAAAAUUCAUCUGUGGAACUCUGUCAAUGUCUUGGAAACCAGUGGUUCACCUAUUUUGAAGAGUGAGAGUCUCCAGCCCUUCAUUUCUAGCCAACCCUUCCAAGCAGUUGUACCAACAUUGAGUGCAGUAUUUGUGGAUGAGAAUUUGCCAGAUGGGACUCACUUGCAGCCAGGGACAAAGUUUAUCAAACACUGGCGAAUGAAAAAUACUGGUAAUGUAGAAUGGAGCUCAGAUACAAAGCUGAAACUUAUGUGGGGAAAUUUGACUUUGGCAUCUUCUGAAAAAAAAGAUGUGUUGGUACCAUCCCUGCCAUCAGGACAAGUAGGAACUGUUUCAGUCGAGUUUGUGGCUCCUAAUAUAGAAGGAAUCUACACAUCUCACUGGAGACUGUCACACAGAGGGGAACAGUUUGGGCCGAGGAUCUGGUGCAGUAUUGUUGUGGAUCCCUCCCCAGCUACUGACCCUCUAGAGAACAACUGCAAGGAUUCUGAUUCCCAUCAAAAGGAUAAAGCUUCCAGUGGCGAGCAGAAUGCAUCCCUGAGGAGAGAAGCAGGUGCUCAGCUGGUGGGUGAUCUCGUGGAGCAGGCUGAAAUACCUCUACCAAAUAUUCCUUUAAAGAUGAGAAAUUUGUCAAAUGAGAGAGAAUUUUAUAUUCCAUCAGUUGAUCUCCUCACUGCACAGGAUUUGCUGUCAUUUGAGCUACUGGAUAUUAAUAUUGUCCAGGAGUUGGAGCGAGUGCCACACAAUACUCCAGUUGACAUGACUCCAUGCAUGUCUCCUUUGCCACAUGAUAACCCUUUGCUGGAGAAACCUGGCUUAGGUCAGAUAGAGGAGGAGAAUGAGGGGAGUGGACUUAAACCACUGCCUGGACUGACUGAAUCCUGCUUUACUGCUGAUACUUGCAUGGUGAAAAUGAGAGCUGAGCAGACAUUGAACCAGGAGGAAGGGGAAGAAGACAUGAGUGGGACUCAGUUUGUCUGUGAAACUGUAAUUCGCUCUCUAACCCUGGAUGCUGCACCUGACCAUAAGCCCCCACAACGGAAACCUGUGCAGAACUCUUUGCAAACACUAGACAAUGUCUUCAGUUGUAAUGUGAUAAGUGAAGAAUUUCCUAGGAUAAAAACUAGUUACACUUCCAAAAAAGAAGUAAAAGAAGUGAAGAUCCAUUAUUUGGAGGCAAUGAGAGAAAAUGAGUGUGAGGAACUCCCGUUGUCUGGUAAGAAAGCAAGCACCUGUAGUGAGACUGACAAUGAUGAUGAUGAUGAUGCUACAGAUGAUGUUCAAAGUCAAGGCUCUUCGGUUUCAUCAGAGGAUUAUAUCAUUAUUCUCCCUGAGUGUUUUGACACCAGCCGUCCUUUAGGAGAGUCCAUGUAUAGUUCUGCUCUUUCUCAGCCCAGUUUGGAAAAAACAGGAGAGCCUGAAACACAAGCAGAGAAUCCAAAAGGUGCAAACCAGCCACGGAUCCACAGUAUCAAUGAUGCUUUGACAGCUUCACAAACACUGGCUGAAGUACCUCCAGAGAUCACAGACACUGUGCAGCACGCACACAUGAAUCUUGCUUCUCCUCAGAAUUAUGGCUUCCAAGAACCAAACAUAUCAGCUUCAGAGGAUGUCUCUUCUGUUCCUCUUCAAAUAAGAGAAGAACCCAGAGGUGAAGACAGUUGUGGACCAGGAUCUUCUGGAUAUGGAACUAGUAAACCAAAGUGCUCAGAAUAUUCAAGACACCCCCAAGGAAGCAGCAUUGCAGGAGGCCUGGUUAAAGGAGCUUUGUCCGUUGCUGCCUCUGCCUACAAAGCACUAUUUGCUGGGCCACCCAUUACAGAACAGCAGCCUACAGUUACAGAAGAGCACACUGCCACUCUUUUGUCCAGUCUGUGUGAGAUGGGGUUCUGCGACAGGCAGUUAAACCUGCAGCUGCUGAAGAAACACAACAACAACAUGGUUCAAGUGGUAACAGAAUUGCUUCAGAUCAAUAACAGUAGCUGGUACAGUGAGAGAUGCUGAAUUUUCCUGGUGGAGGGAGGAAUCGCCUUCACUGAGAAGACUCAUUAAACACUGCAACAG